Molecule: messenger RNA, 764 nt
Organism: Cuscuta campestris
Lineage: Eukaryota; Viridiplantae; Streptophyta; Magnoliopsida; Solanales; Convolvulaceae
Source: the annotation of a GenBank genome assembly
CAAACUUAAAUUAUCGCAUACAUAAUUCUUGCUUUGGCACUAUAUGUUCGUUAGAGUGACUAAUGUUUGGUUUGGCAUAUUUGCAUGAUCUGAUCUAUAGCUGCGUCCGGCACGGGGUUUAUGGCGAGAGACAUGAGAUUUGAGAACACCGCCGGCGCGGACAAGGGCCAGGCGGUGGCACUGAUGGUGGACGCCGACAAAGCCAUCUUCUUCCGAUGCAAAAUCUCCGCCUACCAAGACACCCUCCUUGCCCAGGCCUACCGCCAGCUAUUCUACCGCUGCCACAUCUACGGCACCGUCGACUUCAUUUUUGGCUACUCCCUCGCCGUCUUCCACACCAGCCGCAUCCUCCUCCGGAAACCCGUGACAGGCCAGGAGAACGUCGUCACUGCCCAGGGCAAGUACGAGGCCCGCGUCAUGUCCGGGUUCUCCUUCAUAGGUUUGCUCUGACAUCAGCAAAAAUCACACAUUCGACGAAAUACGAGUUAUUAUAGAGUAUAAAAAUGGACCGGGACAACAGAACUUUGUGCCACGACCCUCACUCACAUGGUGUUGUGUUUGGGUCGUGGCACAGAGUUCUGCGUCAUUGUGAUUGUUUAAGUGGAGAUGACCCAUAACCCAUUGAUUCAACGUUUUGGGUGGAUAUGCGGUGACCCAAUUUACUUGGGGCUCGUUUGGUGAACGCAGGAGAUAUGAGUUCUGAUAUCGGGGAUAUGAAAACCCUUUUGUGGGUGUUAGUUGAAACAUAAACAAUGUUCGGAUUU